CGAGUUACAGCUCGGUGAUUCGCGCCCGGGUACAGCCUGCAGUUGGUGAGGCGCUGGGGUCUCCGGUGCCCGCGCUUCGCGUGGUGAUCGAACCUUCUGUGUAUUAUAAAGAGCCCGAGACCAUGGAGCAGCUGGCGGCCGGAGAGGCGCAGGAGACACCAGUGACUAUAAAAAAUAUAGAACGGGAACUUAUUUGUCCUGCUUGCAAGGAGUUAUAUACGCAUCCGCUGAUCCUGCCCUGUCAGCACAGUAUCUGUCACAAGUGUGUUAAAGAGCUUCUCUUCAUGACACUUGAAGACUCGACUGAUGUCAGCUCUGAAGCAUCUACUCCGGGAAGCCCACGUGGUCGCAUACAGUCUCCUAGUGUUGAGCGGAUUGACAGACUCCUACGAUCAGGCUCCAAACGCAAUUCGUUGACCCCCAAGUUGACCACUUUAUCCUGCCCAGGAUGCCUGCACGACAUAGAGCUUGGGGAUCGGGGCAUCAGUGGACUCUUCAGGAAUUUCACCCUAGAAACCAUUGUGGAACGAUACAGACAGGCCGCUCGUGCUGCCACUGCUAUCAUGUGCGAUUAUUGCAAACCUCCAGCCCAGGAAUCCACCAAAAGCUGCAUGGACUGUAAUGCCAGCUUCUGCAAUGAAUGCUUUAAAAUCCACCAUCCCUGGGGAACCAUAAAAGCCCAGCAUGAAUAUGUAGGACCAACUACAAACUUCAGACCAAAGGUACUCAUGUGUCCAGAACAUGAAACAGAGAAAGUAAACAUGUACUGUGAAAUCUGCAGGAGGCCCGUGUGUCAUCUGUGUAAAUUAGCAGGUGCACACGCAAACCACAGAGUGACCACGAUGAGUACUGCAUAUAAAACGCUGAAGGAAAAGCUUACAAAGGGUAUAAGCUAUUUAAUUAGUAAAGAAAGUCAAGUAAGGAACCAGAUCUGUGAACUGGAACUACUCAUUCAACGGACGGAGAGCCACAGUGAGCGAGUGAAAGAAGAGGCAACGUACAACUUUGAAAAGUUGUAUAACAUUUUAGAGGACCGGAAAUCUUUUGUCUUAAAAUCCAUAGAGAAUUCAAGGACUACAAGACUGGAGAAACUGCAGAAUCAGUUGGAGGAAUACCAGGGCCUCUUGGAAAACAAUGGCCUUGUUGGCUAUGCACAGGAGGUACUAAAGGAAACUGAUCAAUCCUGCUUUGUCCAAAUUGCAAAACAGCUGCAUACCAGAAUUCAAAAAGCAAGCGAAUCUCUGAAGAUAUUUUGUCCAGCAGCAGAUUGUAGUUUUGAAGAAUAUUUAAUUGAUGUCUCUAGGGAAGAAGAGCUACUGAAUGAUCUUGCCUUCUCCAAAGCUCUUGAUGUACCAGAAAUCAAUACAGAACAAAGCAAGAUUUAUAACAAAGCCAAGAUUUGCUGGCAGCCGCCCAGCGAUGCUGGUAGAGCAGACAGCUAUGUCCUAGAAUAUCGAAAACUUGACAAGAGUGAGGAUCUCUUGUGGAAGGAGGUUGAAACCUCCUCUACUAGCAAAAUAAUUUCUGACCUUGAAAUAAACAGUGCAUACGCAUUCAGAGUCCGUGGAUAUAGAGAUUCAGCCUGCAGCGCCCAGAGCAAGGAAGUCCUCCUCCAUACACCGCCCGCCCCAGUGUUUAAUUUUCUGUUUGAUGACAAAUGUGGCUAUAACAAAGAACAUCUUCAGCUUAAUGACAGAAGGGACUCUGUGGAAAGUGUGGCUGGCUUCCCGCUGCUGCUUGGGGCAGAAAGAGUUCAAGUUGGUUGCUACAUGUGUCUUGAUUACAUCAUUGGAGAUUCUGGGAUCACUAAAGGCAGGCAUUUCUGGUCCUUCUCUGUUGAGCCAUUUUCAUACCUGGUGAAAGUUGGAGUGGCAUCAGACAUUAAAUUGCAGGAAUGGCUUCAUAACCCCCGUGAUAUAAGCAGUCCAAGAUAUGAUCAGGACAGUGGUCAUGAUAGCGGGAGUGAGGAUGUUACGUUUGAUUCUUCACAGCCUUUCACUCUGGCUACUGUAGGAAUGAAAAAGUUUUUCAUCCCAAAAGCUUCAAAUGUCGUGAGUACCUAUACAGAACGGAUUCUCCCUCUCCCAACCCGGGUAGGAGUUUGUCUGGACUACGACAAAGGCAUAGUUGGUUUCUACGAUGCCAAUAACAUGCAAUGUUUGUAUGAGCGUGAAGUCGACUGCGUUGGAACAAUGUACCCGGCUUUCGCAUUAAUGGGUGGAGGAGAAAUUCGUCUGGAGGAAUUCAUUACUGUGAAUCACCUGGAUUAUUCUCAUGAAAUGUAACUGCAGUAUCGUGGUCAUUUUUGCACUGAGAAGCAUGUUCAUGGCAAUUUAUCAUACUACGAAAAUUAAUACAUGGGUUGUU
This is a messenger RNA of Spea bombifrons (plains spadefoot toad), 2367 nucleotides long. It is a transcript of the gene TRIM36, whose product is annotated as tripartite motif containing 36. Gene Ontology annotation, molecular function: zinc ion binding; protein binding. The record is from RefSeq and is a predicted model, not a curated record. The coding region runs from base 123 to 2285 and encodes 720 amino acids. The transcript has 10 exons. NCBI's taxonomy places the organism in Eukaryota, Metazoa, Chordata, Amphibia, Anura, Pelobatidae.